Oryza brachyantha (malo sina) is the source of this 957-nucleotide messenger RNA. RefSeq lists its product as uncharacterized. Lineage: Eukaryota; Viridiplantae; Streptophyta; Magnoliopsida; Poales; Poaceae. Gene Ontology annotation, cellular component: membrane. The record is from RefSeq and is a predicted model, not a curated record. The coding region runs from base 1 to 957 and encodes 318 amino acids. The transcript has 8 exons.
AUGGCGGCGGGCCUCGGCGUCGGCGACGUCCUCUGCUUCGCGAUCGUCGCCGGCUCCGUCGCCGCGUCCCUCUGGGCGACGUUGCUCCGCCGCAGGCUUCCGCCGGCCGCCGCAUCGUCGUCGUCGUGUGUACCGCCGCACGACGAGUUCACCGGUUCCACCCCCGCGGUGUGGAGCGGCGCGGCUCACCCGGCCGCCGCCGCCGCGUGGCUACUGCUCGCGUCCAGAGCCGCCGCCGUGGUCGCGCUCGCCGCCGUGCUGCUGUGGGACGCGGUGACCUACGGCAUCGCCAUAAUGAUGUACUACACGGAGUGGACCAUCGUGCUAGAGAUCGUCUAUUUUACGAUAGCCACACUCUUCUCUGCAUACGGAUGCUUCAUCUACUCAUCCAGCAACAACCGUCGUGUUCGUGUCACUAUCCUGCCCGUGAGACAGAGCCACGACGAAAGUGUCCUGAGCAACAGCCUUGUGGAGAUCAACCAUGGCGACGAUCAGAAGGGAGGAGCUCGAGCUGUGCUGUACCAGCUGGGGCGAUUCAUGCAGAUCGUGUACCAGGUGCUUGGCGGCGCGGUUGUGCUGACGGAUGUGGUCUUCUGGGCUCUGAUAGCGCCCUUCAUGUACUCAUCCCGUCUCAGCCUCAAUGCAGUGAUGGGCUGCACUCAUUCUUUCAACAUUGUGUUUCUGCUGAUAGAGACUACUCUUAACAACCUGGAGUUCCCAUGGUUCAGACUGACGUAUUUCGUUCUUUGGACAUGCUCCUAUGUGAUCAUCCAAUGGAUCGCACAUGGUUGCGGCUUGACAUGGUGGCCGUACCCGUUCCUUAACCCUGCAGCACCAUGGGCACCGCUAUGGUAUUUCUGCAUUGCAUUACUCCAUCUGGCUUGCUACGCCGUGUACUGGUCCAUUGUGAGGGGGAAAAACUGGUGGCUUAAUUCUUAUAUUAUCCCCGCGUAUUAA